AGUUAACUAGCAAGGAUGAAAUAUUUGGUAAUAUUUUUUGUUGGUUUCGCUGUAGUAAGCCAAUUUGUUUGGGGUCUUAAAGAUUCAAAUUUUGAUGAUGGAGAUUGUGAUGGAAAUGGUAUGGUUAUUUAUGAGGAGGUUUUAAAAGUUAAAUAUGCGUUUAUGAAACACACAACAAGAACCAGAAAUGUAUGCACUCCUGAUUUAAAUUCUAAAAUAAAAUGCGUUCAAGUCAAGGACUUACGACACGAUGGCUUAAACGGAGAUGCCGAAAUUACUGAAGGAGGACCUGGACACGAUUUAACCAAUAUGAAAUAUUUGGUAAUAAUUUUGGUUGGUUUGGCGGUAGCUGUUUGGGGUCUUAAAGAUUCAAAUAUCGAUGCUGGAGUUUGCGAUGGAGAAGGCCACAUAGCCUAUGAAGAAACUAUGGAAAUCCCUUGGGCAUUUGCUGACUACAUGGAAGAAACCAGAGAUAUAUGCACGCCUUCUAACAAUACUACAAUAAAAUGCGUUGAAAUCAAGGACUUAAGGAAUGAUGGAACCAACGGAAAGGCCAAAAUAACUGAAGGGGGACCAGGACACAAAUGCGUUACCAUCAAAUUUAAGUCUCAAUUUAAUAGAGGCAUGGAAUUUAAUAUAACUGUUUGGAGCAAUAACAAUACAUUAAUAUUAUAAUAAAUAUACAGAAACAUAA
Molecule: messenger RNA, 694 nt
Organism: Brassicogethes aeneus
Lineage: Eukaryota; Metazoa; Arthropoda; Insecta; Coleoptera; Nitidulidae
Source: the annotation of a GenBank genome assembly